AUGGAGAGCUUCAUUACCACAACCAAUAGUGCCAUCCAACAACAAAGUCACUCCAUCCAACAGUUGCAAGCCCAGAGUAAGCUCAUAGAAAACCAAAUAAGUCAACUUUCACAACAAGUGAGUCAUUUAUCAACUCUUCAUGAUCAAGCGAAGGUCCAAAAAGAACAAUGCAAUGCGGUUUUCUUGAGAAGAGAUGAACCAUCUCCGAGGCAAAUAGAUGAGAAAGUGCACAGUGUGGAGUCAAGAAAGGAUGAAAAGGGUGAAGAUGUACAUAGUUCCAAAUAUGUUGCUCCAUCAGCCUAUGAGGAACCGAUGCCCUUCCUGCAAAGGUUGUCAAGGGUCGUACUCGAUAAGCAUUUUGGGAAAUACUGUGAAGUUCUUAAGAAGGUACACGCCUCUACUUCUUUUUCCGAUCUUUUAAUUCAAAUGCCUCAAUUUGCAAAUUUUGUGAAGAAUAUUAAAGAUCAACAUGAGGAUAAGGAAGUAGUAAAUGAGAAAGGCCAUACUCUCUUAUAUUAUAGCUUACCACCUAAGCUGCAUGAUCCUGGUUUGAAAAAACUUAAACCUUUCCAUAUUUCCCUUCAAAUGGCUGAUAAGACUUCUAGAAUCCCUAUGGGUGUGGUUGAAGAUGUAUUAGUCAAGGUUGGUGAACUUGUUUUUCCUGUUGAUUUUGUCGUUAUGGACAUUCAAGAAGAUCAUCAUAUCCCGAUUAUAUUUGGUCGUCCAUUCCUCGCCACAAGUCAAGCCCUAAUAGAUGUUCUUAAAGGACAAGUGACCAUUAGGGCUCAGGAUAAACAAGUCAUGUCUAAGCUCUUUAAUGAACAUAAUUCUACAUUUUAUGGUGGUACUUGCUUAAGAAUCGAUGCUACUAACCCUUUGGUUGACAAGUAUGUAUUUGAUAGGCAUUUCGUGAGAAAUGAGGAUAAAAUCCCACCCAAUGAUAUGUUUGGCCACAUGAAGGUAAGUUCGGAUACAAGGCAGGUCAAUUAUAAAAUGAAGGAGUCACUUGGAGGCAGAUAUUUUCAUGGGCAACAUCGCGGAGUUCCUUCCUCGUAUGGUGACCCAGGUUGA
Messenger RNA from Chenopodium quinoa (quinoa), 1071 nucleotides. RefSeq lists its product as uncharacterized. The record is from RefSeq and is a predicted model, not a curated record. NCBI's taxonomy places the organism in Eukaryota, Viridiplantae, Streptophyta, Magnoliopsida, Caryophyllales, Amaranthaceae. The transcript has 2 exons. The coding region runs from base 1 to 1071 and encodes 356 amino acids.